AACUUCUCAAAUAAAUUGCAUCCCACAAUUUCACUUCUAUUAUAUUCCUCUCUCUCAGACUAUCAAAUAAGAUGGGGCGUUUGUUUGCAACUUUCUUCCUUGUAGCUAUGCUGCUUUUGGCCACUGAGAUGGGACCAAUGAGUAGUGCUGAAGCAAGGACUUGUGAAUCACAGAGCCACCGUUUUCAUGGAACCUGCGUCAGGGGUAGUAACUGUGCCUCCGUUUGCCAGACGGAGGGUUUCAUCGGCGGCAACUGCCGUGGUCUCCGCCGCCGUUGCUUCUGCACUCGCAAUUGUUAAAGAUCCAAAGAGAAAGUCCAAAUGAUUGAUCUUUUCACUGUCUCAGUAAUCGUUUCUUUGUUAAAGUUUCCAUAAUAAAUAAGUUGUAUUAAUGCUUAUCAAUAAAGAGUAACUCGUGUUUUACA
Molecule: messenger RNA, 424 nt
Organism: Nicotiana tabacum (common tobacco)
Lineage: Eukaryota; Viridiplantae; Streptophyta; Magnoliopsida; Solanales; Solanaceae
Product: defensin-like protein
Biological process (GO): defense response
Source: RefSeq, a predicted model, not a curated record